AUGGCUGCCUCCGACGGCGCUUCCUCAAUCAGCGUUGCAGUCCGAGUUCGUCCCUUUACGAUUAGGGAGGCAGCACAAAUCACCAGAUCUGAUGAUGGGCCCCUGUUCCUCGGUGACGGGUCCCUGGCGGGUGCACCAGCACCAAAGCUUAACCAGAAGGGAAUCCGCUCCAUCGUGAAGGUCAUCGACGACCGAUGCUUGGUAUUUGACCCCCCAGAGGACAAUCCUGUCCAGAAGUUCUCCAGGAGCGUGGUGCCCAAUGGCAAGCGCGUCAAGGACCAAACAUUCGCCUUCGAUCGCAUCUUCGACCAGAAUGCUUCUCAGGGGGAGGUGUACGAGUCGACCACACGCAGCCUUCUCGACAACGUACUCGACGGAUAUAAUGCGACGGUGUUUGCAUACGGUGCAACGGGGUGUGGAAAGACCCAUACAAUCACUGGAACUGCCCAGCAGCCCGGUAUCAUCUUCCUCACCAUGCAAGAGCUGUUUGAGCGAAUUAACGAGCGUUCGAGCGAAAAGUCGACUGAAAUUACCCUUUCCUACCUCGAAAUCUACAACGAAACAAUUCGCGACUUGCUUGUCCCCACUGGAAGCAGUGGUAAGGGAGGGUUGAUGCUACGUGAAGACUCCCAGCAGUCAGUCUCCGUCGCUGGCCUGUCAAGCCACCACCCGCAAAGUGUGGAGCAAGUCAUGGAUAUGAUCAUGCGAGGCAACGAGUGCCGUACCAUGUCGCCCACCGAAGCGAAUGCCACCUCAUCCCGAUCGCAUGCCGUUCUCCAAAUCAACAUCGCCCAGAAAGAUCGGAAUGCCGAUGUCAAUGAACCCCACACGAUGGCCACUCUCAGCAUCAUUGAUUUGGCUGGAAGCGAGCGUGCUAGCGCCACAAAGAACAGAGGCGAGCGGUUGUUUGAGGGUGCCAACAUCAACAAGUCUCUGUUGGCCCUGGGCAGCUGCAUCAAUGCCCUGUGCGAUCCUCGGAAGCGCAACCACAUUCCCUACCGAAACUCUAAGCUCACUCGUCUCCUUAAGUUUGCUCUUGGUGGAAACUGUAAGACUGUUAUGAUUGUCUGCGUCAGCCCUUCGAGUCAACACUUCGAUGAGACACAGAAUACUCUUCGAUAUGCCAACCGAGCAAAGAACAUCCAGACCAAGGUCACUCGGAAUGUCUUUAACGUCAAUCGGCACGUCAAGGACUUCUUGGUCAAGAUUGACGAGCAAAUGAACAUGAUUAACGAGCUUAAAGCGCAGGCAAAAGACCACGAGAAGGUCGCUUUCGCGAAGUUCCGCAAGCAGAACGAAAAGAAAGAUGCUGUUUUGCGUGAGGGCGUCGCCCGAAUCCGUAAUGCAUAUGAGCAUACACUGCUCGAGCGGCAGGAAAAGACCAAUAACAUGCUAAAAUUACGACAAAUCAGCCGCAGAAUCGGCAUUCUAUCAUCUUGGAUCGCAGCCUUUGACAAUGUCUGCGCAACGCGCGAGGACCAGGAGGGAUUGUCCAACUUGUAUGCCGUUCGCAAGUCUGCGCAGGGUAUCCUCGUUGAGCUGGAAGGCAGCAGACACCAUUACAACCAGCGAUUAUCGAAGAGCAACUGGGAUCGUGCAGUAAACUCAGCCGUUGAAAAUGCCGCCAAGCAACUCCAGGAGUUUGAUACUACCGACAACAGUGACUUUGCCAACCUGAACCGAGAAGCAGAGCUACUGAGGUCUAAUGCAGAGCGCGAGGCAUUGUCAGCCGUGGUGGAACAAGACAAAGCCGGGGAGGCCUCUGCUGUACAGCUUCUUUUGCAAGCACAGUUUGAGAUUAUGAGCUCGAUCGAGGAGAUCAUGCAGCUAAAUGCAAGCGAAGCCAUCAAAAAGGGACGGACGAUCCUUAUGAAGAUGAUGGAGGAUUGCACCAACACCGCAUCAAACCUUGUCAAACCAGAUGGAGGCAUGCCCGGUAUCCCGAACGUCAGCUCCGCCAGGCCAGCAAGUCCCACAAAGCCAAAGAAGAGAUUCAGUUUGGUCAGCCUGCCGCCUAUAUCGAACGCCAACCCUCCAGUCACAUUCGCCGCUGUUGCUCCAACGUCACCAACCAAAGCCUCUCCCCGUCGUCGCAAGGUUGCACCUGGCCGGAAGAGCGUCAGCUUCACGCCGAAGAAGACUCAGUCAAAGCCCGCGAAACGAUCUGUCCGCUGGAAGGACGACGAGCAAGAUGGUGCUCUGACUGAGUUCCAAAAGAGCCCUAAGAAGGUUGAGUCUGACUUUGUCGAUGGACCUAGCUGGGGGGAGCCAUCCUUGCCUCCUCGGUCAGGAUCUCCUAUUCCGCGGGAUAUCCCGAGAGUAGCUAGCCCGGCGCUCUCUGUAUCUCCCGUCUCCGACGAGCCUGCUGAACCCGCUGAGCCGACAUUGAACGUCCAAAAGAACAACAGCCGCUUCAAAGCAGGAUUCCUGUCCAAGAGGGCUGGUAGCUCACCAUUGGCGCCCCCGCCUUCAUCCACUCUCCCUCUCACAGGCAGGGAGAACUCUCCACUCCGUGACAUCGAGGGAAGCAGUUUCAUGAACCGGAGCCCGAUGGAGCGCCCAUCCCGCAUUGCAGUCCGCAGUCCCAGCGGAAACUUCUCAAGCGGCCCAGUUUCUGAAAAUAGGGACGACUGGAAGUCGGAUAAGGAAGAUGCAAUCAAGAUCAACUCGGCCAUGCGACGCAUCUCAAGCAGUCAUACCGGUGCCUCAUCUGCCAACUUCCUACGAGUUCACCGACGCCGCAGCCCAACUUCGGAUACCUAUGGGGCUACCCUGGGUGAAAACAACAUGUUCACCGCGUCACAAGCGCGGCGCAUGGUCAAGAGCGAGAGAGAAGUCCACGCAAAGCCUCGUGUGUUGAGCCCUCACACUCUUCCCGUGAUGAAGAAUACCGGACGCCGCACUACGUUGGGGGAUAUUCGACCUCGGAAUCUCAGCAUCUCCAGCCGGGAUGCCAUUCGUCUUAGCGCAAUGGCAGCGCCCCCUGUUGACCGCUAG
Penicillium arizonense is the source of this 2997-nucleotide messenger RNA. RefSeq names its product kinesin family protein. Gene Ontology annotation, molecular function: microtubule motor activity; microtubule binding; ATP binding. The coding region runs from base 1 to 2997 and encodes 998 amino acids. The record is from RefSeq and is a predicted model, not a curated record. Gene Ontology annotation, biological process: microtubule-based movement. The transcript has 2 exons. Lineage: Eukaryota; Fungi; Ascomycota; Eurotiomycetes; Eurotiales; Aspergillaceae.